AUGAGGUUUGUCCAAUAUAUUCCGACUGGAAUUCCAAACGAAGAUGGUGAGUUCCCGGGAAGGAACUAUACAGUUGGAAAAGUCAUACAACAACUGUAUGAUAUUAGGAAAGCUUCAAACCCCAAACUUGCAAUGACACUCAAAUUGCUUAUGAAUUCGACAUGGGGAUAUUCCAUUAAGAAACCUCAAGAGAUGAAGAGUAAACAUUAUGAGAAGGUCGACAACUUUGUUGAAAGGUUUUCUCCUUUUGUUUUGAAGUACGAAUUCACUCAAGGUCAAAGUGGCUUAGUAACCACAUUAAAACCUAUUGUCGAACAUUGGUCUUAUCCUCAGUUCGCAAAGGCAGUCCUUGACAACUACAACAAAUUCUUCUCCGAAGUCAAAUCGAAAGUGAAGGUUUACUAUGAGAACAUUGACGCACUCAUGACGAACGAAGAAGGAUACAACAAACUCAUUGAAAUGGGAAUGGUUGGUGAAAAGAUGGGCUGUUUUAAGCUAGAUAAGGUAUUUUCCGAAGUUCAUGUAAUAUCGAAAAGGAAAUAUUGGGGUAUACUUGAAGACAGCACAGAAAUAAAACAUUGCAUGAAAUAA
Molecule: messenger RNA, 591 nt
Organism: Trichomonas vaginalis G3
Lineage: Eukaryota; Parabasalia; Trichomonadida; Trichomonadidae
Product: DNA/RNA polymerases family
Exons: 1
Coding region: 1-591 (196 amino acids)
Source: RefSeq, a predicted model, not a curated record